AACUUCGGCAAAUCCUAUUUAGGGUAGCGAUCUCGUCUUAUCUUUUAGUUAUUAGAAUUGAAAAUCGAUGCGUUAAUAAUAGUUUUCUGGUCGUGGAUUUAGAUAAGCUUUGUAACACUGUAUCCACUCAGUGAGUACCCAGUGUCGGAGGCUGGAUACAUUGUGAACAGGUCCAUCCCCUGAAGCGCAUUAGAAUGAAGCGCACGGUGAAUAGACGGAAUUACCAUAUCACCCCCUCAACUUUAACUUGACAACACUUGCAUAAGAAAUUGAACUAUUCAGUCACGUUUGUUGAUUUGUAGAUUUAUUGAGAGUCGAAGUUUAUCUUGGGUUGGUGUCAAAUUAAACCCCAUUACAGACUUUAACGGAGCGAGACUCUUUGUAUUUAAAAUCAGAAUGCAAUAAAGCAUAAAAAAGCGAAAUCGUGAACUUUUAGACACGGAUCUGUGACCAUAUUGUUGGUGCUUUGAACUUCGCUUUAUGUGUUCGUACACGAUCGGUCACCAAAUAUCGACUCUACUGUCGGUUCAUCUAUAGGUUCAGUACAGCUUCUGUCGAAGUGUAGUGCUUUAGAUAAGACCAACUGUCAAACACAAUCGAAACCAUAAAGAUAUAUGGGUGUUGUGAAACCUGGAACAGGGAAGUGGCUGGCCAUUUAAAUACGCUGUAGUUAAGACACAACAUUGCAAGGAACCACAGCGGCGUUUCGUUAUCACUUAGAACAACCUGGCGGCUACUUCACACCAUAAACUUUGUCACAGAUUGAAAAUCAGCCGUCGAACCCCGUAUUAUGUUCAGAACAUGGGGACAGUGAAGAGCAGUCAUUAACUAUAGACGCAAACAAUUAGUCUGAAGUUUUUAUGCCUCUGUCACAUCAGGCAUCGUUCGUUAUGAUUCGGAGUACGUGAUGAUUACACCGUUCAGGAAUAAUAAUGACCAAAUCCAGGGAAAAUCUGGCGGAUUUGUAAGACGUGGGACAAGCUAAUCAUCAUCAUCACCAUGGUCUCUAAGAAAGAGUACGACAGGGUGCCCCUGGUUUCUGGAAGUGUCUCGGACUCUGAUGAAGAUUCCGGACCGGUGUACAACAUCAGCCUCCGUCAGAGGCGCCACAAUCGACCUUAUCACAGACCGUUCCUGGUGGCCGGAGCAUUAGUCAUCAUAGUACUGUUAGCGGUGAUCGCCGCCAUGUGUUACGUCAUAGUAAACCGCCCCGACCCCACCAGGACCACCCUGCCGCCCUCUGUGACAGAAAACAUAAAGAUUACCCAAGGUUCUACAGAAGACGUCACCCCACCCAUUGGGACCAUAGCUCCGGACAAUCGACGUCGAACGACACCAGACUGGAAUGUGACUUUUGAUGCUCUGGGCACUGAGUGUGUGAUUAGACUGAUCGACAUUGACGGGGACGGCCUACAGGACAUAGUGUUUGGUGCCGCCGCCACCGCUGACCUCGCCAAUAUCGAAAGCCUCGACAUGAACGCAGAUUUGAGGAAAUUUUGCAAGGCGACUGGCAGAACCUACCCAUGUAUCGGCACUUUUAUCGGUAUGAGGGGAUAUGACGGAAAAGUCCUAUGGAAAAUCCCUACACGAGCCGGCGCCUUACUGACCAACUGUGAAGACUUUGAUAUCAAUUUGGACGGAAACACCGACUGUGUCAUCGGAGGCCGCAGCGCCACCAUGGAGGCUAUAGACGUUAGGAACGGAAAACGACUUUGGGAAGCUCGUUCAGCAUUUUUCAGUAAUACCUGGAACUUUUAUCACCCAAUGGCCUUGCCUGAUUUUAAUGGAGAUGGUGUCAAAGAAAUAGCGGUCAUGCAUGGUGGGAAUCCAACCAAAGAUUCCAACGACCAUGACCGAGAGUCCGGCCGUCUGAUCAUGCUGGACGGUAGGACGGGGGAAGGGAUGGGGGUGCGCUCUCUGGAUAUGCCCAACAGCAAGGAGAGUUACCAGAGUCCGGUGAUGUACACCUACAGUGACGGAUCACAGUACAUCCUGCUGGGGAGUGGGGGCGAAACAAUUCCCGGGGAUUUUAUGAUGAUCUCGUUGCCGGAUUUUUAUCGUUACGUGAUGGGGAUCUCAAAGGACGCCAAAGUACCGAAUACAAGGGGAUCAUACGACCAUUGGCGCCAUCUCCACAGACAUCCAGACACGGGCAUCAUAGUGUUAUUCACGGGCGUGACGAAGGGCGUGAUGGUCCCGCCCCUGAUGACGGAUAUCGACCGUGACGGAGUGGACGACAUCGUGAUGUCGGCUUACGAUGGAAUCGUGAUGCUGCUGGACGGUAAAACCAUGAAGUCCAAAUGGAAAGCCGAAUUCCCGGGAAUGGAAUCUUACAGUACGCCUGCUCCGGGAUACUUUGAUGAAGAUGACGUAUUAGAUUUCAUGGUUCACUGGAGCACAGGCGCUUGGCCAAUGUACAAUGCCUCACAGAAAGUGAUAUUGAGCGGGAAGGACGGGAGUGUAAUCUGGCGGGCUGGCCUGAGGAAUUUUGAGAUGUCCUCAGACUUGACCAUUCAAACUACCGAACCCCACAGAGACAUUUAUCUGUACAAGAUGAAGGGGCGUGGUGCGCACGUGUACCAAGACGUCACGGGAGAAAUCCACGGUGUCGGGGUGCAGAGGAAUAUUUCCAUACUUCCAAAUAAUGACGAUUCCAUGGAAUAUAAAGAUUUCAUGAAAUAUCAUUUCCGGUGCAAUGCCGGGGUCGACAUUAAAUCGGAAAUUUUUAUGAUGGACAGAUCGACGGCCGACACGCCCAUCAAAAUAAUGGAAACGCCCCCAAUAGAAUACGAGUACCAUCCAAGAAUAAACUGGAAAGCUGGCGUUAGAAAUGAAAGUGUAAAUUAUUGUGCCGUGUUGAUUCCAGAAGAUAGAACCACGUCUGCCAUCGGUGACGUAGAUGGAGAUGGCAACCUUGACCUCGUGACCUUGAUCGGUCAUACCGGACAAAUGGUGGACGAGCAUUACAGCUAUGACAGAAUGAUCUAUAAGACUACAAUAUACAAAAUUAACCUUAGUCCUGUUCUACAAAAUGGCGAAUUCCGGACUCCGAUUAAGAUGCAGACGACACUGCCACUAGAUCGUUACCACCAACAGAAGGACGUCUCAUUUUUACACCCGCUUCCGCUUAAACAACAGCAAUGGCUGUCAUACUUUGGUACCAAACAAAACGGACAUUUUAAGAAUAAAAGAUAACACGUUGA
Molecule: messenger RNA, 3203 nt
Organism: Magallana angulata
Lineage: Eukaryota; Metazoa; Mollusca; Bivalvia; Ostreida; Ostreidae
Exons: 15
Coding region: 1000-3195 (731 amino acids)
Molecular function (GO): protein binding
Source: RefSeq, a predicted model, not a curated record